GUGCAGGGAUCUGGGUGGAGUUAACUCUCCGUGUGUCCACCGUGCAGAGCUGACACUGACAACUGGGAGACCUCCUGCCAGCCAAACAGGUGUCCUCUGAGGCUCCGGCACACAUUUUUCGGGAGCUCGGCUACUUCAUCCACGCGCUGCCGACUUGAUUCGUGCUGAACUUUAAUAUUUCAUCGAGGAAACCAACUUUUAUAAACACAAAUGAUGCACUCGGCACAGAAAGACACCACCUACACCAAGAUCUUUGUGGGGGGUCUUCCGUACCACACCACGGACUCCAGCCUCAGGAAAUAUUUUGAAGUGUUUGGCGACAUUGAGGAGGCUGUUGUAAUCACGGAUCGGCAGACAGGCAAAUCCAGAGGUUAUGGAUUUGUGACCAUGGCUGACCGGGCCUCUGCUGACCGAGCCUGCAAGGACCCCAACCCCAUUAUAGACGGCAGGAAAGCCAAUGUGAACCUGGCCUACCUGGGGGCCAAGCCCAGGGUCAUGCAGCCAGGAUUCUCAUUUGGUGUGCCUCAGAUCCAUCCAGCAUUCAUCCAAAGGCCUUAUGGGAUCCCUGCCCACUAUGUCUACCCCCAAGCCUUUGUGCAGCCCAGCGUGGUCAUCCCUCAUGUGCAGCCGUCUGCUGCCACGGCAACAGCUGCUGCUGCCACUUCCCCGUACCUUGACUAUACUGGAGCGGCCUAUGCCCAGUACUCUGCUGCAGCCACUGCUGCGGCUGCCGCUGCUGCCUAUGAGCAGUACCCGUACGCGGCCUCCCCGGCACCAGCAGGCUAUAUGGCUACAGCAGGGUAUGGAUACGCCGUUCAGCAGCCACUGGCGACUGCCGCUACCCCAGGAGCAGCCGCUGCUGCUGCCGCCUUUGGCCAGUACCAGCCUCAGCAGCUGCAGACAGACCGCAUGCAGUAAAAACUAGAAAACUACCUUACACUACAUGAGGAGAGCAGGGAAGGUCACAUGCACCCCCAAGACAGGGCAAAGUGUUGAGAGCAGGAAGGCAGGAUGUUUGUCAGGCUGAGUGAUGUCAGCCCUGGUUUGGUUUUAUAACUAUUACUGCUUCUACCAAAGAGCCUGAAGAAAAUCACGAGAUAUUAAGGGACAAAGCAGUUACUGUAUAUUUUUAUUAAAAUGAGAUCAGUAUUUUGUCACUACUGUAUGCAUAUUUAAUAUUUAUUCAGCAGGAAAAUAUUUAAUAAUGUUUAUUUAAGUAGACUGACUGGACCUCGUAAUAUCAAUCGUUGCUGAAUUUUGUAUGUGUACUGCAUUGGAAUUUGUAUGGAAUUCGCAAGUGCAUUCAAGUCUUAUGAUCAGGUGUCUUCCCCAGUCCUUUGAAAGCAAACCAAAAUACUGCAAACCUACUGUAAGAAUGUGUUAUCCCACCAUACAGUAUUUGAUAGUUUUGGACCAUUAUUUUAUUUGGCAAAGCUAUGCAGGUAAUGAUAGAGAAGUCAGUGUUUUGUUUGAAUAGUUCUUAUUUUAUAAGUAUUUUUGCAGUGAAACAGAUUGGAUACCCUCAGCUCGUUCCCUUCACAGCAGAUCUCCCUGACAGUAGAGGGGACAAAGUGCUGGGGCGACAGCUGUAGCUGGUAAAAGCACUCACUUUUCUUCCCUUUAAAUUGCACCUCAGCUAAGCUUAGCAAGAGGGGAGAAACAUAAUUGAAUAUGAAUGUUUCAGUUUCACAAAUCUUUUCAUGAUGUGCCUUUAAAUUUUGAUAUUUAUGUAUUUAUUAUGGAGCUCUACAGCAAUAAACCCUUUAAUUUGUGUCAUGUUGCUUAUGUUACUAGAAAUGUCCACAUGCUGCUCUUCUGCUAAGGAUGAGUAUAUGAUGAAAAUUUAAGUUUGGCUAAACAAAGUGCUAUACCUUGUCUGUUAUUUAUGUAAUUAAA
Molecule: messenger RNA, 1896 nt
Organism: Myripristis murdjan (pinecone soldierfish)
Lineage: Eukaryota; Metazoa; Chordata; Actinopteri; Holocentriformes; Holocentridae
Gene: rbm24b
Product: RNA binding motif protein 24b
Exons: 4
Coding region: 211-918 (235 amino acids)
Biological process (GO): regulation of alternative mRNA splicing, via spliceosome; mRNA stabilization; positive regulation of myotube differentiation
Cellular component (GO): nucleus; cytosol
Molecular function (GO): mRNA 3'-UTR binding
Source: RefSeq, a predicted model, not a curated record